This is a messenger RNA of Acanthopagrus latus (yellowfin seabream), 8480 nucleotides long. It is a transcript of the gene atad2b, whose product is annotated as ATPase family AAA domain containing 2B. The transcript has 28 exons. The record is from RefSeq and is a predicted model, not a curated record. Gene Ontology annotation, molecular function: chromatin binding; ATP binding; ATP hydrolysis activity. The coding region runs from base 421 to 4785 and encodes 1454 amino acids. Gene Ontology annotation, biological process: positive regulation of transcription by RNA polymerase II. NCBI's taxonomy places the organism in Eukaryota, Metazoa, Chordata, Actinopteri, Spariformes, Sparidae. Gene Ontology annotation, cellular component: nucleus.
UUACUUAACUUUACUGAAGCCUUUAUUCACUGUGAAUAAUCCCUGCUGUGAACUGCACAGCCUCAGCAACACAAGGCAGUUAUUUAUAUUGACCAUGUUGUUGUGAUAUUUACAUAGUAUCUGCAUAAGAAGUAGGCCAGUAGUUCUUUGUGGUAGUAGUUCAGUCAGCAAAAAAAAAAAAUGUAUGCACCUGCCAAACAGACCCACAUCCACUUGAGAGAGGGAGAGAGAGGAAGAGAGAGAGAGAGAGAGAGAGAGGAAGAGAGAGAGAGAGAGAGAGAGGAAGAGAGAGAGAGAGAGAAAGAGAGAGAGAGAGAGAGAGAGAGAGAGAAAUGGCGCCUCGAUGCUGCGCUCACUGAGGCAGUGUUUGGAGCCGGCUAGGGAGAUUCUGUAAGGGCAGACAAAAGGAAAAAAAAAGACAUGGUGAACACGAGGAAAAGCUCACGGACGGGGAGCGGCCCGUUCAUCUCCUCCAGGACCCGGUCGUCGUCGAGAAACGAGCGAAACUCUGAGGAACAUAAGGAGCCCAGUAGUGAUGUGAGCUGUCCCAGCAGCCCGCGGUUGGCUCCCCCUUCCAAGCGGACACGCCGGCAGACGGCCUCCGAGCCCAGCUCCAGUGAUACCUCCCCAUCCCCUCAGACUAAGGGCCAGAGGGUCAGCUGGGGCAUUCCCACCUACCGCACCAGGUUGUCCUCACGUAUAAUGCAAAAUGGGCAUGCACAUAUGAGUCACCGGAAUGAUGAGAGCGGAGGGGGAGAUCACUCUCACAUGAAUGGCCAUGUGGAGCUGAAGAGGAGCUGCCGAGUGAAGAAGAGCCAAUUCGAACACCUCAAUCAAAGCCUGCUGUUCGACCAGCUGGUCAACAGCACUGCUGAGGCUGUCCUUCAGGAGAUGGACAACAUUAGCAGCAUCAGGCAGAACCGUGAGGUGGAGCGACUUCGCAUGUGGACUGGAGACACAGAGGAGGAGAACAUGGACAUGUAUUCCCGGGUGAAGCGCCGGAAAUCCAUGCGCAGGAGCACUUUCAGCAUGCCUGCACACCACAAAGUCAUGAGCAAAGCUGAGCAGGAGGAAGAAGAAGAGGAAGGCACAGAAGAUUCUCAUGGUGAGGAAGAAGAGGAGGAUGCAGAGGAUGAUGAUGAGGAUGAUGAAGGGGAUGAAGUUGAAGAGGCGGGAGAGGAAAAUGACAGGCCAUAUAACCUGAGGCAGCGAAAGACGGUGCAGAGAUAUGAAGCACCACCUAUUGAGCCCGUGAACAGAAAACAGAGCAACCCCUCACUUUUUGACACCCACAGAUCCCCAGCAAGAAGAAGCCAUAUAAGAGUGAAGAAACAUGCCAUUCACAGCAGCGACACCACCUCGUCUUCUGAUGAAGAGCGGUUUGAGCGAAGGAAAAGCAAGAGCAUGACCCGCGCGAGGAACAGAUGUUUGCCUAUGAACUUGACUACAGAAGACCUGGCUAGUGGGGUGCUGCGCGAUCGGGUGAAAGUGGGUGCCAGCUUGGCGGAUGUGGAUCCAAUGAACCUCGAUAGCUCAGUGAGAUUUGACAGUGUGGGUGGCCUCAGUACUCACAUUCAGUCGCUGAAGGAGAUGGUAGUGUUCCCAUUGCUUUACCCUGAGAUCUUUGAGAGGUUUAAGAUUCAGCCUCCCAGAGGGUGUUUGUUCUAUGGACCUCCAGGGACAGGAAAGACUCUGGUAGCAAGGGCACUUGCCAAUGAGUGUAGCCACGGAGACAGGAAGGUUUCGUUCUUCAUGAGGAAAGGAGCUGACUGCCUUAGCAAGUGGGUCGGUGAAUCAGAACGCCAGCUACGCCUGCUCUUUGACCAGGCUUACCUGAUGAGGCCAUCCAUCAUUUUCUUUGAUGAGAUCGAUGGUUUGGCUCCUGUUCGCUCCAGCAGACAAGAUCAGAUACACAGUUCUAUUGUGUCCACUCUGCUGGCCUUGAUGGACGGCUUGGACAGUCGUGGGGAGAUAGUGGUCAUUGGUGCUACAAACAGACUUGACUCUAUCGACCCGGCACUCAGGAGGCCUGGACGCUUUGACCGGGAGUUUCUGUUCAACCUGCCAGACAAGAAGGCCAGAAAGCACAUCUUGGAGAUUCACACUCGGGAAUGGAAUCCCAAAUUGGCUGAGCCAUUUGUAGAUGAACUUGCAGAAAAAUGUGUCGGCUACUGCGGUGCUGACAUCAAAGCACUUUGCACAGAGGCAGCCUUGGUGGCGUUGCGCCGCCGCUACCCCCAGAUCUACGGCAGCAGUGUUAAACUGAAGCUGGAUGUCACCUCGAUUGUCCUGGGGCCUGGCGACUUCAGCAAGGCCAUGAGGACAAUCGUCCCAGCCUCCCAGAGGGCUCUGGCUCCCCCGGGCCGAGCCCUGUCCCCCACCCUCCGGCCCCUGCUGGCCAGCUCUUUCUCCUUGGUGCUGAAAGCUCUGCUCCGAGUCUUCCCCCACGCUCAGUGUACUGACAGGGACAACACACAUGGCGGUGACAAUCAACUGCUCGAAGAGGACUUGUACAGCGACGAUGACAAUGAGGAAGGCUCUGCUUCCAUAUAUGAAGUCCAGCCUGCUGCAUCCCCAAAGAGUCAGCUCUCCUCUUCCGCAACGCACAGACCCUUCCUCCAUUUCUCCUUCUCUGCUCUCAAACAGCCCACAGCAUACCGGCCUCGUCUGCUCCUGGCCGGGGCCCCAGGCUCAGGACAGAGCUCCCACUUGGCCCCUGCUUUGCUGCACCACCUGGACAAGCUGCCGGUGCACCGCCUAGAUUUGCCCACUCUCUACUCCGUCAGCGCUAAGACGCCAGAGGAGUCCUGUGCUCAGGUUUUCCGUGAAGCACGCCGGAGCGUGCCCAGUGUGGUAUUCAUGCCCCAUGUGUCAGAGUGGUGGGAGACAGUGAGUGACACUGUGAAGAGCACCUUCCUUACCUUGCUGCAGGAUGUACCCUCAUUCAGCCCUGUCCUCAUCCUUGCUACUGCCGAGACUCACUACUCACAGCUGUCAGACGAGGUGAAAAGUAUGUUCCAGAGGACCUAUGGGGAGGUCGUGACGCUAUGCCCUCCAGGAGAAGAGGACAGGAGGAUCUUCUUCUCUGACCUCCUGCUGGUCCAAGCGGCCCGAGCUCCGCCACGUCUCAGGAAUACAGAGAGACAUAAAGAGGUAUUGCUUGUGGCAGAGGCUCCAGGUCCGAGAGUCCUGUCAGCAGAGGAACAGCGCCGCCUGGCUGAACAGGAAGAUAACACACUACGGGAGCUCAGGCUCUUUCUCAGGGACGUGACCAAGCGCCUGGCCACUGACAAACGCUUCAACAUCUUCAGCAAGCCAGUUGACAUUGAAGAGGUGUCAGACUACCUGGAGGUUAUUCGGCAGCCUAUGGACCUGUCUACUGUCAUGACCAAGAUUGACACCCUCCAGUACCUGACAGUGAAGGAUUUCCUGCUGGACAUCGACCUCAUCUGUAGUAACGCUUUAGAAUACAAUCCUGACAAGGAUCCUGGAGACAAGGUGAUCAGGCACCGAGCAUGCAGUUUAAAGGACACAGCCCAUGCUAUAUUUGCCUCCGAGCUGGACCCCGAGUUUGACCGCAUGUGUGAAGAGAUCAAGGAGGCGCGCAAAAAGAGGGACCUCCAGACGCCAGCUCUGCUGACGGCAGCUCCGGGUGCUGUGGCAACCAGAAAGCAUCACACUGCAGGCGAAGAGCAGGCCAGGAGCAGCACUCAAGGCGAGGCCACUUACAAACAAUGCACCACUAAUCAUAUAAAGCGGAAGAUUCGCCGGCGGCCAUCUUGGGGGCGGGGCAUCAUCCGUAAGAAGAGGUACUACAAGAAAGGAACAGAAGAAGAGGAGGAGGAGCCAGAGGCAGAAGUAGAGGCCGCGGGGCCGAGUGACUCGUGUUUGACCCAGGAUGAGGAGUCAUCUUGUGAUACCAUGGGUCCCCAGCCCAAUGGCCAUCAUCCCCAUGUCCCAUCCACAGAGGAGGAGAGCUCCAAUGAGCCCCCCGUUGCAGCUCCUUCUGAAAAUCCAGAUGCCAGUGAAGCCCAAGAAGAGCCAUCACCUAAAGAGGAGGAGCCCACAGCCAAAGAGGCAGAGUCCGAGAACACAGAGGAACACACCCAGCUGCACUGCCCUUGUGAUGGUUCUCAGCCUAAGGCAGAUGGGGAUAGCCAGGACAAGCAGGCUGUCAUCCAGCCCUUGAUUGAAACGUCCGAGUCUUCAGAUGCUGAGGCCCAGCCUAAGCACACAGAGGGCCUCAUAGUAUCACAAGUGGGCUGUGUGAAUGGAAACGAGUCGAUGGACAGCUUGGACUCACAGAGCCUCAAGAAGAGUUGUGAGGCUGAGAAAAUGACUCAUCAGAGCACAGCUGAGGGCUCUAACAAUAAUCCAGAACAGGAAGAGCACAAAGACAACAACAGCCAGCCAACUCAGGAGCACCCUCCCCAGGACGGGAGGGCAGUACCAGAAAAUAUUGAAGAAGAUCAAGAUAAAGAAGGGUGUUCCAAAGCCAGGAAAUGCAAGAGGAGCCUGUCAGAGCAGCAGAUGGGAUCUGUGGAGAGGAUAGACGAAGAGCCACAACCAGUCCCUCCCCAUCCUCCAGUAGUGGUUGACCACCAGCGACUUUCGGCUCUACUAGAUACGGUGGUGAUGAAGAGUGAGGGUUACAGCGUGGAGCAGCUGGAGAGACUGUAUUCUCUUCUCAGCCAGUGUAUCUACCAGCACCGCAGAGAGUAUGAUAAGACUCAGCUACUGGAGGAGAUGGAGGAGAGAAUCCAGCAUUUUGAUACAUUCCUGUGAGAUGGAGAGAAUACCUACUGUAUCAGGUAGAUCCUGAACACCCCGGGACCACAAAGACACACACAGACUGAGUGAGAGAGAAAGUGAAGGAGCUUCUGAGUCCAGUCCUCAACACAAUAAACACACACAGUAAUCCGGUGCCCCUCCUCUCGCCGGGAGGUAACGUGACAAGGACAGAGACAUUCAAUGGUGCUAUCGUCUCAGGAACCUGGCCAGAUCCAGACCCAUUCUACACAACCAAACCCCUGGAGGUGUGUCAGUCACACACACGCACACACACCGACGGUGACGGGCAACUCUGGUGCUACUCGGGUGCUAACCUUAAUUUUAUCCAUGCUGCUCUUGGGAUUACUUCUUAACUCGGAUGACUAGCAAAACCAACAGAUCGGGUGAUGUCAUAUCGCAGCCUGGCCGCUUCUCUGUAGAGGCCAUGCAUACACACACUCAUACUUACACACCAACACAGACACACACACACGCGCCCUGACGCCUUGCAUUUCUACAAACAAACAGCAGAAAUGCACAACACACACACACACACUCACUCAGAUCCUCACCAGCAGAAGUGUGAAAGCAGAGUGCCGCGAGGAGAUGAGGACAGAUAAUGUUCUGAAUCACUGAGCUACAUUGCUGAGCCCAUCUCGCCCUCGAGCGGAACGCUUCGUCACUGGCCUGUUGUCACCGUGCUAUUAUGCGGCUCUUUUUUUUUUUUUUUUUCCUGCCAUUUAAGCUACUUGAUUAGUUCUAAUAUCUGAGCCACCGCUAAGGAUACUCACCAAGAUCAUAGGUUUACAAAAAAAUAAAAAAUAAAAUAAAGAAAAGAAGUUCUGGUGGGAACACAAACUGGUUGAGGUCAUUAGCACAGCAGGACUAGAAGCUAUGACGUCCUCUUCAAUACAGCGGUCAUCAGGUAUGGGGUCGAAAGCUGUUAGCCUCCACGGUGUUAGCGUAGCGUCGUCUGUUUGUCACCUCACACCGAAACAUUCGCUCAUUGGCUGCCUCUGGCAUUCACAGUCUUAGCAGAUUGUCAUGUCCUGAAUAUUUUUGUGGUAGCUGAGCCCCCUCCCUCCUUCCUCACUACGUUCACAGUCUGAAUGUUUUCCCUCCCUGCUCAAGCUGUGCCCGCCAGUUGAUUUUCCUACCGACACCCCGGCUGGGGAACUGGAAGCAGUACAAAUUGGAAUGCGUCUAGAGUUUGCACUGCCUAGUGUGUGCCUUAUUUAAAAAAAAAUAAAAAAUAACCUCAUAUGGAACUGAUAUAUUGAGAGGGAUUUUUUAUUUUAUUUUAUUUUAUUUUUUUGAUUUACUUUCUUGUUACAAAUAAACAAACUCCAAGUUGGGGUGGGUCUUAACCACUGAGGUCACUGUGACCUCGAAGCAAAAAAAAACUAAAAUUAUCUCAAUGCCGUAAGGUUUCUUAAAUCAUAUCUUGGUUACACAUCUACAAUCUUGGCCACCCAAAAAAUCGGAGGAAUCAGAAAAAGGAAUUUUAGAUCAUACUUCUCUGGCUUUGUCGGUUUCUGGCCAGAUACGUCUCAAGCACUUGAAAUGUUGUUACGAUAUUUAAAUGUAUUCAUGCCCUGUUAAACCCAGCCCUGUUAGGGAGGUCACUCUCCACCUGAGCAGACAGCAGCAGGUGUGCGAAGAGGUUGACAACACCAGCUUUUCCUUCAGUUUUUCAUAUGCAAAAACAUAAUGAUGCGAGUCAAAUGAUUUACUGUGCCAAGUGUUAUCCCACUCCCUCCGAAGGUGCUGACUUAACGGUGCCUGUUCACACGAAUUCUGUUUGGAUUAUGAAAAUGUUCUAUUAGAUGGUCAUAACAACUUAUGUAUUAUGCUGUGUAUUUGAUAAUUAUUUUUUACGGCUCUUUUUUUUUUUUUUAUACGAUGUUUUGCUUGAGUUGAGAUUGCUAUUUUUUUGCAUGGGUUGUAAAUCCAUAAUGAACAAGGCCAUUCUAGGCAGUGCCCGUCACUAAGGUGUAUAAAGCAUUACAUGGUUUUUAUUUUUAUUUUUCUCUCUCUUGUUAAAAUGCGUGUAUCGACUUUAUGGGUUUGUUUUACUCUGUUUUUCUCAACACCAGGUGAGAGAAGCUGGAUUCUAAAUCCUCGGCCAACUUUGUAUAUCUUUUCUGACUGCAGUAAAUGGAGGUAUUUACUGAAGCUUUAUAUACGAAAAAAAAAAGGUUUUAGUGGCAUUUUCGCGAUGCCGUGUAGACUGGUGAAGGCCCCCCCCUUCUUUCUCUCAAAGCACUCUUGUCCAAUCCUCAAACCUCUUGGUGCAACUCUGACCCCAGCUCACCUCUGCCUUUUUCUCAAAAUUCUAGGUGACAAACAAAAAAAAAAAGCAAAGACCAUAUGCAAACUGGCAACGACAGGUUAGCACUUGGACUACUGCAGAGAGAAUAAAACCAAUGCUACCUCAGCUUAAUUUAUUUUAAUGCGAAAACUGUUUACUGGGUACAAACACAGUAUUUCCCUCCCCUCCCCCCCCCAGAAAUACUGUUGCAACAUCUACCGUACCAUCGAAGGUACCAGAUCAGUGCAACCACGGCUGCUGCAGUAAUCCAAGAGUUGUUUAUAUCUCUCUGAUUGUUAAGUAUGUUUGCAUUUGAGCCAGAUGAUGAUUGCAUACAUUUUAAGGAUAUUUCAUGGACUGUAUAUUUUAUGCUUUAGUUUCAGGUUAAUUUCUACUGUACCUUGUCGACACUUGAGGAGAUGAUCCUAGUUCCGCUCCUCUUCUCAUAUUAUCAGCCCCAUACUUUUGUUAGAAGCUACAGAGAGCAUUUUUCUGCCUCUUGACACACUCGCCUUUGUUUUGUUAAAGUUUCAGUUUUGUUUUUUUGCAGAUUUUCAUCUCAUGAUUCUGAUUUAUUUAUUAUUAUUAAAAACAUGUUUUACACCUAAUAUUCCGUAAAUUGUCUUUUUGUACGUUUGAAAUUUUAACGAAUCGGGAAGCGUCACGUGUCCGUUUUAACAGUUUUUUGCUGAAUUUGCGUAGCGUUUGUGUAGCAGGUUUUAUUUGGCGUGUACGGGGGGAAUAAAAGGGUUUACAGGUCACUCAGGUUCAACAUGCGACAACAUGCCCUUUCCACCUCUUUCUAUUUAUUUUAGUGUUCUGGUGUUUUUUUUUCUUCGUUAAAGUGGUUACAGACUGUGGCAUACUGGAAGAGACUUACCAUUAGGACUGAAGUGAUAUUUAAAUAAAAACGUAGUGACCGUCUAAUAGAUCCCAGGAAGAGAAAACAGGACCAGACUAACCUUCUUUUAAUGUUUUUCCACUUUGUCUCCACUUUCUGCCAAAAGAGUUAUUUUUUAUGAAUUUAAAAAAAAAAACACAUAUGGAAACAAAAUGUGGGUAGUUAAAUGUCAUACAUUGUGAUAUUCCUUUCUUAUUAUAAAUUGUAGCCAGUUUGGACUAACAACCAAUUUUUGUCUGGUAGUUGAGACUACGUAGUCCAGUAUGCAGAAGGAAAGGGUUUGUUCUAUCCUGAAUUACUUUGUUCUUCCCUAUUUUCUCCACAGUUGCUUUAGUCGAGACUUUUUCCAUAGCUUUUGUUGGUUUCUGUUCGUUUGUGUAUUUUAACACACCUGUUCGCAAUUGUUACGUUAGUGUAAGUUAUAUUUGAAAUGAAACAUUUACUGUAUUUCUCAAAUAAACUGCUGUGAUAUACUUGAAUAAAAAGGUUCAAACUGUA